Molecule: messenger RNA, 927 nt
Organism: Macrosiphum euphorbiae (potato aphid)
Lineage: Eukaryota; Metazoa; Arthropoda; Insecta; Hemiptera; Aphididae
Source: the annotation of a GenBank genome assembly
AUGAACCAAAGAGGAACGAUGAACACCUAUGAUCAGCCUGGAAUGGGCUCAUCCAACAUUGAUGUGACCCUAGUAACAGAUAAUAUGGUGGGCCAAGUGACGAACUGGUCUGUCACCAAUGACACAGAUAGCGAUCACAGAGUGAUCAGCUUUGACGCCGCAAUGGCAACACCACGCCCUGAGCUUGGUAUUACAAGGUACCGUACGGAUAAGGCAGAUUGGGUCAAAAUGACUGAGUACUUGGUGAACAAUGUUGGGGACAUUGAUGAGCAGACUAUAGACAGCCAUGCGAAUAGCCUGGUAACGCUGCUAAAGUCUGCGGCAGACUCAUCUAUCCCGCGCACGAAAUCGACUGGCCACCCACCAGGAAGACAGGCAUGGUGGACCCCUGAACUGACCGUGUUUAAAAAGGCGCUAGAGAGGUCUCGAAGACUUGGACAGAGGAGUAACGAACCGGAGGUCUAUAGAGCGCACCGCAAUAAAUACCUCGCGGAGAUCAGAAGGGCAAAGAUGGCGACAUGGCAAGCCUUGGCAGGAGACCUCAACGUGAACCCUUGGAGCAAAGCCUUCAGGUGGGCGAAAAGGAAGGGCGCUCCCCCAAACACGGUGCAGGGUAACCUUCGGAGGUUAGAUGGUUCCUACACAGAGACCGUUGAAGAAACGGCGGAACUAUUAUUGAAGGCUUUUGUCCCAGAUGAGCUGGACGGUGAAACCUCCGACUACCAUGGACCUCUGGAUGAUCGCGGGGAACCACCCUCGGUCUCGGAGGUUAAAGCCUCAGUGUGGCGGGUAAAGCCAAACAAAGCGCCCGGACUAGAUGGACUCGCCGCCAAAAUUAUAAGGAAAGCAUGGCCGGUAAUCGGGCCAACCCAGACAAAACCCUAUGGCACAGAGCUAAGAAAGAGCUACUUCCCCAUCAGCUGGUGA